UGCAUAAAUAUUAAUUAGAAGUAGAAGUGGGUUGCUGAUGAGGAGAACCGAAUCGAAAACUUAACCGGCCUUUGCAAAUUUAAUGCGACAUGUGAUGUUUAGUGGCGACAUGCACAACUGAGCAAAGUUUUGAUCACCGCAGUUUGCCUCGAAUGAGGCCUACAAAGGGAAGUAUCAUGUUGAUUUUGCAUAAUGGCAUCUUCGGUUCGCGAGGAGGGUGCAGCUCGUCUCAGCUGUGCAUCUAAACCAUGAUCAUCCGAAGUAGGAUGAGUCUCGAGAUAGGUUUUGGGGACGAUUUCGUCACUUCCAUGUUAAUAAGUGCAAUAUCACUUGUGUAAAUAGUCGUUUCCCUAUUCACGAUGUUUCGAAGUAAAUCUAAGAAACGCUCUCAGUCACAGACCAGCUCCUCAGCUGAACAUAGCCCGGAGGAACGGACGAAUGACCAACACGGCCCCGAAAAGACAAACAGCCGAAGCCCAAGUCAUGGGUCGGGCAGUAAGUUAUUUAGUGGCUCUCUUCCGAAGAAUAUCUUCUCGAGAAGCAGGAGAAGUUCUGGUGGAUCCAAAGAUGACAAAAAAUCACAAGGGAACCAAAGUUCUAAUAGUGCAAUCAAUCUCCCUAAUGACACAAUGCAGUCUUUCACAGCAGGGUACCCGAGCAUGAAUCAUGGUUCAAGCUACAGCAUGAUAGAUGGCAUCGGUAGUGCUAACACUAUGCCAUCACCUGGUUCAUCCAAAAGUCCAUACAGUAGUCCUACAAACAGUAAUACAAACAGUCUCAAUGUACGAGCUUUAAAAGAUCGUUACGAAAGAGACCACCAGCAUGGAUUGUUCAUGGGUGAGCGGUCAUUGGAACGGAACUUAGAUAGGUUACAACUCUCCGCACGUGGAGAUUUAAGUAUCAGUCCAGCAGCAAGUCCGAGAUCUUCGUUAGGUUUCUCUGCUAAUAACAAAUGUGAUAGGUCAAUAGAUAGGGAAUAUCCUCAUAUGGGUGCGAGGUCACUGGAACGUUCUGAACAACCAUUUGUAAGAUCAAGAUCGUCAGAAAGACCAGACUAUACGACACAAUUGUUUAAUUCUCAGGAAAUGAAACAUUAUCGUGACCAAGAUAUGAGAAGUUUUAGGGAUACAUUGAUAUUAGACUUUCAAGCCCAAAUAGCCGAUUUGAAUAAAGAAUGUGCCAAAAUGCAACAAGAGUUAGAUUCUACAAAGGAUAAACUUAGUUCAAGUAUGAAUAGUAUCAAAACAUUUUGGAGUCCAGAAUUGAAGAAGGAGCGGGCAUUACGGAAAGAAGAAAGUGCCAAAUAUUGCUUGUUGAAUGAACAACUGAAGGUAGCACAAGCAGAAUUUAAGAAACAAUCAUCAACCAUCAAGGAUUUGGAGUCAAAGCUGUUCGGGUGUGAAGAUGUCGAUGUUAGCCGUCAAAUAUCACAACAGGAAAUUGAAAUUCUACAACGGGAAAAAGACAAACAGUCCAAAGAAAUAGUGAUCCUGAAAAAGACAGUGGAGGAAAUGGAGAUUCGAAUUGAAACACAAAAGCAGACAUUAUCUGCAAGAGACGAGAGUAUAAAAAAAUUGUUAGAAAUGUUACAAAGCAAGGGAUUGUCUAGUUCCGCGCAAAAGAUAGAAGCGGAAAGAAAAGAAAUGGAAAAAUUACAAACAAAAGCCAUCGAAGGUGAAAGGAAGGUUCGACAACUGCAAACAACACUUAGUCAUAGAGAAAGAGAUCUUACUGAGACAAAAGAGGAGAACAGUCGUCUGAGUGAUGAGUUAGAACAAAUAAAGGUUCAAUUGAAACAGCAGCCUGCCAGCACACAUACUAUGCAAGCUAUGCUGGAGGCCAAGGACGGUAGGAUUUUGGCAUUAGAAAGGGAAGUCCAGGGUCUGGAAGAUAAACUGAUGAGACUUCAGGAGGAGGGAACAGGGACAACUGAGAGCCAGAAAAAGGAUGGAAGUCUGAAAGAUUCCUUGUCCAGUAAGGAAAAAUCUCUGAGGAAUGAGAUUGAACAUCUAAAGAAGGACUUGGCUAAUAAGGAUACAGAGAUACUGGGACUGAAAUUAAAGGUAGAGGCUUCGAAGAAUCAGAACACAGAACAAGUUCAGUAUGUGGAUCUGCUCAAGGACCAGAUCAGCGCCAAGGAGAAACAUGUCGGCAUGCUGCAGGCAGAUAUCGAGGACCUCCGGGAGCGAUUGAAGGACAAAGACUCCACGAUCGAUAGAAAGGCAAAGCAUUCCCACAACCUGCAGACAGAGAAGAGGAAGAUCGAGGGAGAGAUUGGCGAGCUGAAAGACCAGAUUGAGAUAAAGGAUAGAAAGAUCAACGUACUACAGCGCAAAAUCGAGGGGGCAGAGGAAUCUAUAGACAACAAAGACGAUGAGAUCCAACGUCUCAAGUCUGUGGCCGCAGCUGCCACUGUCGCCAUGGAUUCCUUCUCAUCUGAUAGUGCCAUCUCCUCCAUGGAAGAGUCAUUGAACGAUAAAGACAGACAGAUAGAAAAAUUAAAGGACCUACGUGAGAGAACUGACCUGGAGCACCAAGAAGAAUGUGAUAUGUACAUCAAAACCAACCAGAAUCUCAAGGCACGACUGGACGACCUACAGCUAGAACUAACUGAUAAACAGACUGAGCUGUUUGAGCUGCGGGAGCAGGCCACCGUGGCCAGCGAAGAGAAAUUCCAGUUGGAGAACAAAGUGAGACAACUAGAUCAUGACUUACAAGCCAAGGAGGAUCGUCAAAAAGAGCUGAAUACACAGCUGGACGAGCUUAAGAAAGGAGUUCCCGAAACAAAAAAUCUGGAAUCUUUUGAGAGGCAAGUGACUGAAAUGACAUCCCAGUUAGAACAAGCUCGUAACGAGGUGAACAAGGCACAUGCAGAAGCAGAUCGUCUCCAGGGUAUCGUCAAGGAAGCGGAGGCUGAAAAGUCGGAUAAGGAUGCACAGAUCACUGAACUACAGGACAUCAUCAAGGAGUACAAACAGAAGGUGGGCACACUGAAGAGGAACAAGCAGGCUGAGAAGAAGAAGAGUGCUCAUCUGUUGGAGGAGGCACGGAAGAGGGAAGGAGACCUCAGUGAUGACGCUACACAGCUACAGGACAAGCUGAUAUCACAGGCAGAUAGAAUCGAGGAACUGGAGGAAGCAUUGAAGGAGAGUGUGAAGAUCACGGCUGAAAGGGAGAUGGCGAUGGUUGAGGUUCAGGCCCAGCUGGACGAGACAAGAGAUAAGGUUUCUGAGGUGACACUAGAGCUCAACAGACAGAAGUCCCUUGAACAGUCAGAGAAGCUGGUUCUACUGAACAAGCAGCUUGAGGAGAAAGACCACAAGCUCAAACGUCUAAUGUCCGAACGUCACAAGCAUCUAGAGGAGGUGUAUGAAAUGAAACAAGAGGCCAUUCAGGCUGCUAUCAGUGAAAAGGAUGCCAAUAUCGCUCUAUUGGAAAUGACAAGUACAAAAAAGCAGAGAAAUAAUGAAGAAAUAGAUAAAUUAAAUAAAGAAAAGGAAAAACUUCAGAAUCAACUUAAGGAAGUGACACAAAAUCGUAUGAAGUUAAUCCAUAGACAGGAAAAGAAGGCUCAUCGGCGACGGGGCUCUACUCCUGACAAAUCUGAACCCUACAUGUCGCGAGGCUCGACCCCUGACAAGUCGGAUCCCUACGUGUUGACUGCUCCGGAAUCUCUUGACCCUGACCUUUCAGCUCCCUCUACCACCACUGCAGAUGCUUCAUGAGUCAUCUCCCUUUGAUGAAAUCUCAAGUUGUUUAAAUAUAUAUAUGUAUACAUUUAUAUAUAAUAUAUCCCUUUUAUGCAACCAAAUGAAUAUUCCUAUAAACAUGUAUAAAAAACUAUACUUAGUCUUUGUGCCAAGAAGCUUAGAAUCUGCCUGGAUUAUGUACUCUUUUCCAAAUACAUGGAAUGAUAUAUCUCACUUAUUGCUUACAAGGUCAGUCUUUACAUUAUCUGUAGAAAAGACAGUAUGCGAUUUAGGGCACUUAUUGUAAUAAAUUGUUAACGUCGAUACAUUUCAAUUGUGAGUGGCUAUAUACUAAAUAGCUCAAAAGAUACUAUAUACCAUUAUACGGUGUACCUGUAUAUGCUGAUAUAGAUACAUAUGUACUAUGGUCUUAAAAGUUGGGUACAGUCUUAUCCAAAAAUGAUUUUUCUCGUCAAAUGAUUGAUAUGUUUGAAUAUUCUUCUAUCUAUCUGGUUGUUGACAACUACAAACAUCUAGGAUUUGUAGACGGUCAGCCUGAGGGGAGUUUCUCACUAUUUGGAGACAGCGAGUCUGAGCUGAGCUUGUGUCCGACUCUGUAGAAAGCAAACCUAAGCUGAGCUUGUGACUGUGUAGACAAUGUGCCUGAGCAGAGCUUGUUUCUGUGUGCAGACAGCAAGCCUGAGCUGAGCUUAUGUUAGACCUGUAUAAAGGCAGGGAAGCCUGUGCAGAGCUUGUAUCAGACAAGUACGUAGACAACACAUCUGAGCGGAGUCUGAGUCUGAGCAGAGCUUGUGUCAGACCUGUAUAUAGGCAGCCAGCCUAAGCAGAGCUUGUGUUAGACCUGUUAUGUAGACAGCAAGUCUGAGAGGAGCUUGUGUCAGACCUGUUAUGUAGACAGACAGUCUGAGAGGAGCUUAUGUCAGACCUGUUAUGUAGAAAGCCAGCCUAAGCAGAGCUUGUGUUAGACCUGUUAUGUAGACAGACAGUCUGAGCGGAGCUUAUGUCAGACCUGUUAUGUAGAAAGCCAGCCUAAGCAGAGCUUGUGUUAGACCUGUUAUGUAGACAGACAGUCUGAGCGGAGCUUAUGUCAGACCUGUUAUGUAGAAAGCCAGCCUAAGCAGAGCUUAUGUCAGACUUGUUAUGUAGACAGACAGUCUGAGAGGAGCUUAUGUCAGACCUGUUAUGUAGAAAGCCAGCCUAAGCAGAGCUUGUGUUAGACCUAUCAUGUAGACAGACAGUCUGAGCGGAGCUUAUGUCAGAACUGUAUGUAGGUGGCGAGACUGAAUAAUUGUUUAUAUAUGUUGUCUUGCCUUUUUCUAUCCAGCUGGAUGGUGUUCUGCAUAAAUUAUAUAGUGAAACCUCUCUAUUAAGACCAUCUUACUGCGCAGGUGGUGAUCAUAGUCAGGUUUCACUAGAUGUGAUAUUAGACUUGUUACUGUUUUAAUCUAUGAAACUUUGUAGUGAACUUUUACUCUUCGAAAAUAUACCAUUAUGAAUAUUGCAUAGUCUUUUACCCCUCAUUUUCAAACUUGUAUUUUAUCUUUUAUUUGUUUUAUUAUUAUUUGAGAAUUUUUUUGCAUAAUAUAUUCUGUACCUGGAUGUGAAUGAACGGUUGUGGUCUGCCAGAUAGGAAGUUUUACCGCACAAAAGAUAGUUAUGUAUGUGUACGUUUUUUUUUUUUAAUGGACACGUCUUAGAGAGUUGAGAGUUGGUAAACCUUUAUUUACUGCUGGUAGACAAGAUCAAGUAUGGUUGUUGGUACUUCCUCAAAUAAGUGGAGUCACCACUUUUGACAGUUUAAUUUUCAUACAAAUAUUUCAGAUCACUUAGUGAAGAAAUUGUAAUACAAUAGAUUUGUACAGUAGAUUCCACAUAAGCAUGAAAAAAUCAAAUUGUUCAGAAUUCUUUUUAACCAGUGUCUGGAUCCAUUAAGACUAGUAUGUUAUACAUCUGUUCUGCUAAAUUUGUCACUAGAAACUGAAAAUAAUUUGACAGUUAAUUUGUAGUGUAGAUACCACAGAAGCAUAAACAAAUUGAAUUGUUCAGAUUUCUUUUUAACCAGUGUCUGGGUUCAUUAAGACUGGUAUGUUAUACAUCUGUUCUGCUAAAUUUGUCACUAGAAUAAUUUUACUAUGUAUUUAUUGUAUCACAAAUUCAAACUCAUCGUACACCUUACAUGGAAAUAAUUUUUCCAUAAUCCUUUAUCGAGUUAAUGAUGAUUUCCUACAUCAUCUACCAUGAAUUUAUCCUUAUCUAUAAGUAAGACAAACAUUUUUUUUAUGUACGUUACAGUUGAUAUAUCAUCUAUCAAAGACUCACUCUUAAAAUAUUAUACCUAGAUUAUUACAAAUAUGAUAUCAAUGGAAAUUCUACAUUACAAUAUGCAACAAGAGCCUAGUAUUCACAACGUCCAUAAUAUUAUCUUAUAGCCUUGAAAUGUGAGUCAGACUUAUGUAUAAGUAUUUCUCAAUUUAACAGUGCAUACUUAAUAUAUACUUAUGUGUUUAUUGCAGCUGACUACGUAUUUUAAUCCGAUGUAGAUCAUUUUAAGGUUUAAUUUAAUUUUGAAAAUAUUUUUAAAUUCUAUAUUUUAUUUGUUUGUGUACAAUGUAUUCAUAUGAUUUUGCAUGCAUUAUUUUAUGUUAAUUCAAUAUUUGUAUGUUAAAACUUCAGUACGGUGCUUCUAUCCAUCUCUUAUCUAGAACGUGGAGCGUGUUGGUUCCUUUGUUUGUGUAGCAGUUAUCAAUUAACAUCAGUUCAUUGUUGUAAUUAAUUGUUGAAAAUCAUCAGGAUUAACCUCAAAGGUAUUAGUUCUCAUUCUCAUUUGUCGUGAUAACGGAAAGUGUCCCAAUAAACAGAAUUUCUACGAUUAAAAUUAAAAUGUCGUUGUUUUGCAACAGUGAAAAAAUUUCAACUUGUAUUAAUCACUGUUGGUCUGGAGGCUUAGAUGUCAAACAGUUAAAUUUUUUAAUACAAUUUCAAAGAUUAAAGCAAACCAUUACCCUGUUAUAUGGUUUUACAUUAAGUCUGUCAGUCCUUCCGCACAUUAUAUUGUCUUAUCUCCUAUGCUUGACAUUAUACCUGGGGCAUGGGUUCACCUGGGUAAGGCAGUGUGUAAUGUGUCAAAUGUAGGUCACUCUGACCUAUAUUUUGACCAUUGACCUACAUAAAAAAAAAACCAGUUGUCUAGACACUGAAGCUUCAUACUUGGGUCAUUGGCUCACCUAGGUGAGCUGGUGUGUUGUGUCAAAUAUAGGUCACUCUGACCUACAUUUUGACAUUUGAUCUUCCAAAGGCCCUAUACUACUAGUCACUAGAACUUCAUACUUUGGGUAUAGGUUCAACUUAUUUAUUACAAUUUUAUCAUACUUGUAUAUGCAUUCUUGGCAUAUAAUUUCACAUACAGUGUGGGACUAUAAUUCACUAAAGUGUUGUAUUACUUUGAUUUUAUGCUUGAAAAAACAUAUUUGUCCCGCAAGGUAUCAACACCACUACAAGGGCAUAUGUAAAUUUGAACCAGGUUAUGUUGAGCAAGAAGGCAUGCUUAAGGAAUAUAGCCAGUAUUUUCUAAUAACAAUCAAAUUCAUAAAAAAUAAUGUACUUUAUCAUGUUUGUUUAUCAAAUAAGUUAUAAACAUAAGCAAUAUUGGACCUUAUAUAGCUAUAUUUCUGACUUUUAACCUUGUAUUUAAAAGACUUAUUUAAGGUGAAAUCUUUUAAAUGGUUCAGUUUAUUUUGGUGGCUUUAAUUUCCUAUUAACAGCCAGGGUCAUUUAAGGACGGGCCAGGUUUUGGAGGUGGAGGAAAGCCGGAGUACCCGGAGAAAAACCACCAGCCUUAACCACUCAGCCACUGCAACUUCUAAAAAAAAUUAUCAAUAGUAUAUUAUUAUUACAUUUAAAGGGGACAUUUUAUUCAUAUAGCAUGACUUUUUGUGUCUCUAUAUGUGUAUAAACAUGUAUUUGUGUAACUAUGUUGUCCUACGAUAACUAUUCACAUUUUUAUGUAAUAAUCAUAUUUCAAAAACCAUUUGUCAUCUUAAUCAUUCAUCUUAACUACUGCAAAAUAUACUCAAUAUUACAUGUGCAGUAUUUGUGGACCUUUCCGGCCAUGUCAACAUUACUUAGUUUUUUCAAAUUUUCAAUUGUACUUACUAUACAAUGUAUCUUCAAUAUUAUGAGAAAUAUCGACGCAAAAAAGAAUUAGAGUUCAUGUUCUAUAUUUACUUGUCACCUAGCCCAGUGUUCAUUGAUAAAUUCAGACUGAAGUAUUAAAUUCACAGUAUUGUCAAGUUCACUUCCAUAUCAAAAUGUAUUUUUUAUACUAGGCCGUUUUCGCUUUUGCAGUCCAAACAGUUGGACAAGUGUUGUUCAUUUAUGAAAUAAAGACGGACCUGGUGAUUUUAUAUUGUUUUCACACAAGCCUUGACAAAGACUUCCAAUGCCUGUAUUAACAUUUGCAGGUCAAGAUAUAUGAUUGAAAUAUAACAUUUAAAAACUGACGAACCGGUUUGUCCGCAUAUAAACGAACAGGUCCCUAGUCUAUGUCCAGCUUUUGGAUACAAUGUACGGGCUUUUCUAUCAAAUUUAGGCAGGUUUCUUCAUAAAUUAUUAUUUGAACUAAUACUUGAAAUCUGGAUUUAAAUCUGACUUUUUCAUCUGCCACAAGAUAAUGGAGAAGUCUUAGAAUUCUUGGUUUCAAUUUAGGUAGUUGAUAAAAUAAAUUACAUGGAUGUGAAAUUACAUGGUUAAUACACAUGUAGAACUCAAAUAUAAAACAAAAUGUAAUUUGAAGUUUUAUAUAAAUUAAUGCGUAGUCUUAGGCAUUGGAAAUUAGACCUACAAAAAGACAGAAUAAUUUUAUGUAAGAAAAUAUCUUUGUUCCUGUUGGAGAAUUGUGUUCAAUUCCAUAGUGUUCACCAAUAUGAGUAUCAAAAGGUUUCACUGAUCAUGAGUUCAGUUACACAGAGGUGUUGAGAGAAGCUUUCUGGGGUAUAGAAUAGUAGGGAAUGCUUAUAAACAUGAACAAAAGAGAGAGAAUCAAGGUAGUUUUAUUUGCUUUCUCUUUGAUCAACUUUACCGCUAAUGUCCUCAUCAUUUUGGUAUACAAGUGUUAAGUGUUAGGGUACUAUAUUGUAAAGUCAAAUCCACUAAAAGGAAAAUCUUAUUGAAGUUAUUUACACCGAGCUUCCUACCUCAAAUCAAAGUAUUAAUUUCUAUCUUCCCUGUGACAUCAUUCUUUGUUUUGCCUUUCAUUGCAGAACAUUCAUGUAAAAUGCAAGUACACAGACGGAGUAAAUAAAUUUAUUGAUAUUUUCACGUGCCCAGAUCUUUGUUUUUAGCUUUAAUGUCUUUUAAUUUUGCCAAAGAAAAUUUCUUAUUUUAAUUUAUAGAUUUUUUAUUCUUCUUUUUUGAAAACGAUUUGCUUAAUUAUUUUGCCUGCACGAUUGAGGAAUUGUCAUACCUGUACAUAUUAUUGGAAAACGGCCUGACAAGGUGAUUUUGUUGGUUUUUAUUUUGUAAUUGCUCUUUGUUGUGAUCACAGACUUAAACAACUUCAUGUAUAUAUUUAUAAAUAUAUAAAUUUAUGAAUUUUUGGGGGCACAUCACUGCCUUAUUUUAAUUAGAUGUUAGCUAAAUGCAUUGUACUUUACUAUACCUAGUAUUACCCUAAGUUGAUAUUUCUUUAAUUUUCUGUUGAUAACUUUUGUAUUUUGAUUUAAAGAUAAAAAUAGAGAACUAAAAUUGAAGAACCUUUUGCCUGAUUCUAUUUAAUUAGGUUAUCCGAGACAAAAUAUCAAGUGACCUAUUCUAAUCGUCUUGUCUGUCGUCCGUUGUGCACCGUAAACAAUUUACAUUUUCAACAACUUCUCAGAAACCCCUGAAUCAAUUUUAAUAUUUUGCAGUAAUCUUUCAUGGCCAAAGUCAACCAAAAUUGUGAAUUAUUUGGUCCCCAACCCGAAAGGACUUUGGGAUGGGGCAAAAAGGGGUCCGAUUAAAAAUUUAAAAAUUUCUCAAGACCCAAAUAAGGUAAAAUCAAAUUCUGUUCAUAGAUGGAAGGGUCCCAAAGUGCUUAACCAAAAAUUGUGAAUUUCAUGACCCUUAGGUCUCAUGUUUACCCCUGGGAAUGGGAUAAAAACAAACUUACUAUAGUUUAUAUGGGGAAAUCACAUUUUCGAGCAUCAUUUGUUGAUUUGCCAUUGAAAGUGACUGACCCUUAGGGGCUGAAGAGUCAAAUGGACUUUAAUUACAACUCGGGUGACUUUUAAGGCUCAUGCGUCUCUUUUGUUUUCUAUUUACGAUAUUAUUUAUGGUUUUUAAAUAUGUAUAUACUGAAUUCAAAAUGUAUUAUCCUUUCAUAAAUGAACUCGCCCCACUCUCCAUCCCCAUAAUUAAAGUAUAAGUUAAAGCAGCGAAACGAAAAACAAGUACCCAAGUUAUAUUAUGUUAGUUUCAAGUAAUCGAAGUUAUCUCCCUUGGAUCGUUGUAGAUUAUGUUAUUAAAUCAACCUGCUGUUGUUUUCAUCAUAUAGUAUUUAAAUAUACUCCAAGGAUUAAUCAAUGUAUACAUGUUCUGUGUCAUAAGUGAGGAACAUAACCACAAAAAUAGCUAGCCUGCACAUUAGUUUUGCAUCUUUUGAACUACCUCAAUUUUGUAAAAUUAUCAAAAUCCACAAGCAAACAUUGCCUAGGUUAAGUGAUUCCCAGACGUUAGAUUUAGAAAAAAGUGAUUUUUUUGUUUGAUUAACCACAGUAUUGCUCGACAAUUCACUUUGGAAGCCAGUUUUUAGAGAAUGCCCUAUUACAUUUUAAUGUACAGUGAAUUAAGGUAGAAUUAUGAUGUAUCGGAAUUACAGACAGUAUUCAUUGUACUUGGUCAUUAACAUAAGCCCAUCUUAUUAUAAGGGACAUCUAUCAUUCUGGUAUUCUUCAUAUACAGUAUUCUAUGAUAGUAUGUUAAAUGUCACGAACUAUCCUGCUAAAGUCAGCUGCAUUUAUGUAGUUUACAAUGUCAUAAAUGCCAUUUCCAGUCUUUGGUUUCCGUAAUGUAACCAUAUUCGUGUCUAGUGUUCUCCUUCAGGGGCGUUGUAGCUGUAAGAAGCAGCAAUGAGUCUGUGAAUAUAUUACUGCAUGUGGUCCUUAUCCCAGAUCUGUGUAGAUUUUAAUGCUGACGUGUGUGUGCGGAAGUUAUUGUAUGAUACUUAUGUCCAGGUUUGGAACCAAUAAAAGCUGUUACUGUGCAA
Messenger RNA from Pecten maximus, 10950 nucleotides. Its product is annotated as ERC protein 2-like. Lineage: Eukaryota; Metazoa; Mollusca; Bivalvia; Pectinida; Pectinidae. Gene Ontology annotation, biological process: neuromuscular synaptic transmission; maintenance of presynaptic active zone structure; regulation of synaptic plasticity. The coding region runs from base 360 to 3725 and encodes 1121 amino acids. Gene Ontology annotation, cellular component: cytoskeleton of presynaptic active zone. The record is from RefSeq and is a predicted model, not a curated record. The transcript has 15 exons. Gene Ontology annotation, molecular function: structural constituent of presynaptic active zone.